Messenger RNA from Capronia epimyces CBS 606.96, 2130 nucleotides. RefSeq lists its product as uncharacterized. Lineage: Eukaryota; Fungi; Ascomycota; Eurotiomycetes; Chaetothyriales; Herpotrichiellaceae. The transcript has a single exon. The record is from RefSeq and is a predicted model, not a curated record. Gene Ontology annotation, molecular function: syntaxin binding. Bases 1 to 2130 code for a protein of 709 amino acids. Gene Ontology annotation, cellular component: plasma membrane; secretory granule. Gene Ontology annotation, biological process: intracellular protein transport; vesicle-mediated transport.
AUGGCCACCUCCAUCCUCGACAUCCAGCGCAGCAUUAUCCUUGGAACGAUACGAGCCACUGCUGGGCGAGACUGGAAAGUUCUGGUCUUGGAUGAGCGAAGCAGGAGGCUUGUGUACAACGUGACAAAGGAAGAUGACAUUUUGAACGCCAACAUCACGAAUAUCGAACAUAUCGAACAGCGCAGGCAGACGCUUUCUGACACAGAUGCCAUCUAUCUCUUGUCUCCAUUACCACACGUUGUAGAAUCCCUGAAGGCUGAUUUGAGUCGGAGGAGAUACCGUCGAGCACAUCUAAUAUGGACUUCACAAUUACCCCAGGAUCUCGCAGAAGAUAUCUUUCGUUCGGAAUCCCGAGCGCAGCUGAUCCUCGAGUCCCGCACGCUCAAUAUCGAGUACUUCCCUCAAGAGUCCAAUCUCAUCACGUUUCGCGAACCUUGGAGCUUCCAUAUCCUCUACCAUCCGGCAUGCGACUCGUUGGUUAAGAGCCAUCUGGAUGCCUUGACUCAGAAGCUCGUUUCAAUAUGUGUUUCUCUAGGAGAAUACCCGUUGAUCAGGUAUUACAAGCCUCGAGAGCAUGAGCGAUUUGCGGCAGAUGUGCUAUGCUAUCACCUGGCGAAUUUUGUACAGACAGCCUUGGACAACUACGCCCGCGAUGAACGAAACAACUUCCCACCGCAGUCCCAGUCCAACCGCCCCCGAGCGGUCCUCCUGAUUACCGAUCGAUCAAUGGAUCUGAUGUCACCAUUCGUUCACGAACUCACAUACCAGGCCAUGGCGAUGGAUCUGCUCCCUAUCCGGGACGAUGAAGACAAAAUCACAUACAGGAACGUGAUCAGGAGAGGUCAGCCCGACCAGGAAGAAAAGGAGGUGGAGAUCAACGAGAAAGAUAAUCUCUGGGUCGUUCACCGUCAUAUGCACAUGAAAGAUCUCUUGGUACAACUCAGCCAAGAGUUCAAGAGGUUCCAGGCGAAGAACCCCCAAUUUGCCGAUAAUGAUGGACAACCUGCUAGUAUCAACACCAUCAAGGACAUGUUGGCUGGGCUGCCGGAAUUUCAGGAAGGCAAAGAAGCCUUUUCGCUGCACAUCGACAUGGCCGAAAAGUGUGCUAAAAUCUUUGCGGAUCGCAAGCUCUUGGAUGUCGUGUCCUUGGAACAAUCACUCGCCACCGGAGUGGAUGAUGACAACAAAAGACCAAAGAAUACAGCUGAUCAAAUUGUGAGGCUCCUAGACGAUGACAGUGUGGUCCAUGAGGACCGUGUCAGACUCUUGAUAUUGUAUAUUCUGUACAGGCACGGCAUUCUGCGUGGUGACAUCGAGAAGUUGCGGUGUCACGGACAAUUGUCGCCCGCAGAUGGCGAGAUUGUGUACAACCUGAUCACGUUGGGAGCAAAGAUUGAAAAGUCACUCAAAGACACCACCCCAAAUCCACCCCCUUUGUUCCCUCCACGAUUGAGAGACAACACCAGUACCGAGGAAGUCAGCCUGUCACGGUUUGAACCCGCCGUGAGAUACAUGCUCGAGGAGCAAUGUCAGGGAACUCUAGACCCGAACGUGUUUCCACCCGUCAAACCCCAUCUAAAUGACCCCAACUCGCAGAUGAACACCGCUCAGACGUCAUUGCGAAAUGCCGGAAAACCCACCUGGGCACAAGCUCGGUCUCAAUCCAACAAGCCCCGGCAACGUAUCAUUGUGUUCAUUGCUGGCGGUGCCACUUAUGCCGAAGCACGAGCCUGCCAUGAUGUUUCUAGCAUGGCCGGAAAGGAGGUGUUUUUGGCCACCACCCACAUGAUCACUCCGAAGAACUUUUUGCGACAGCUAAGCCUUCUGAGUGCGGGUCGAAAACAACUAGACCUACCAACAGAUCGAGCUCCACCUAAACUUCCGGCGUGGAUGUCAGAGCCUCCUCCACAAAUGCAACAACCGAGACCUCAGGCGCCUCCGAAGGCUAGUCCUCCAGCCUCGAUAAGGCCGCCCACCGAGGCUAUGCAAAAGAUGGCCAUCGGCGGAAGACCAGAAAACGGCGUUCCCGUGCCUGUGGCCUCGAGACCAUCUCAGCCCUCGUCAGGGGGCGAUGGCCGUGGCAAGUUGAAGAAGGAGAAGAAACACCUUGGCUUGUUCAAGAAGCACUAG